Messenger RNA from Moneuplotes crassus, 4189 nucleotides. The record is from the annotation of a GenBank genome assembly. Lineage: Eukaryota; Ciliophora; Spirotrichea; Euplotida; Euplotidae.
UGUUGAAUGAUUAUGAGCAAAACUUGUCAAUUAUGCCUGGGUGGUUAGAGAUCAAAUCAAGCACCUCUUUCUUCGAGUAGUCGAAGUUGGUGAGGCCAGCCAAUCCCUUCAACACCAGCGACAUCAAGUCGUAGGCUCUGGCCGCCUCUUGCUCAGUCGUGUACGAGUGGAUGUAGGUCUUCCUGUCAAAGAUGUCGAUGAGGGCUUGCCACUUCGCGUGGUUCUUGAACACUCCGGUGAAGCGAGACCUUCUGGUGCUGGCUUGUCUGUUCAGAGAGCGGGCAACUUUGCGUCUCCCCCUCACAAUAGUACAGGCUGGGUCAUCAACAGCAUCGAGUUGUCUGUGGAGGAUGGCAUAUCUGGAUCUGAGGAAGGCAGUCCUGUGCUCAGGUGAGACUCUGGGAGCUCUACGACCUCUAGUGGAUCUGGGGUCUGGUAUACUGUCUUUAGUUUCUUCUUGAUGAUUGAUUUGAUUCACAAUUGAUGGUGAGCUGUCUUGUUGCUUAUAGCUUGGAAGUUCUAACCCACAGAUGCAAUAUGCUUGCUCUAACUGGGCCAGGCUCAUAGCAAAGCUUUGAGCUAGCAAUGUUGGCUUGAGAGUAAACAGCUCACUUACUGGCUGCCUUUGGUCUUUAAUAGCCAAAGCUAAUUCUCUAUUCUUUUUCAUUUUCAUUUUAUUAAUUAUUAUAUAUUCUUCUUACAGGUUUUAACUUUUAAGUAGCUAUCAGGGUCUGCAUACGACCUAGGGUUAGAAGAUGCUAAGCUUCAUGGUUUUAGAAAAUGUUGUGCCAAAGAACCAUGGAAAAAUAUUUCCUUGCUCAUGCUAUAUUUUAAAUACAAACUAGUCCUUUGGCCGCUACGGAGUCCGAAUGCAUGAUAACUAAUUAUUAGAAUACUUUGCUCAGAGGCUUUAAAGCAGGAGUCUUCCAAAGAGAAGCCUCCUGGAAUAGGUCCCAGAGAUGUUUUGGUUUGCAGGCGUAGCCAAAGUGCCAACAAGAGGUCUUUUUCCUAAAUCCUUCCAAAUUUUGAAAAUUUUUGAAAAAUUUCUUGACUUAUAUUAUUAAAAGAAGGUUUGAAGAACUUAUGUAUUUCCACAUAUUCUCUGGCUAUCCCUCAGUCUAUGAGCUACGGGACAAGGACAAUUUCCUUCCGUAGCAAACUCUACACAGAGCUUUAGAUUUCUGCUUCAUUGCAUAACUUGGAUAAUCAACUCCAUUUAUGAAGCAGACCUCAUUAGAUUAUAUGUAACCGAAUUCGGCAUAACUCUCUUUCCAGAAUGGAGGGGCCAGGCUAAACCAGAUAAAUCUGGUUAUCUCAGUGGCUUUUACUUUUCGUUAUUCGGAGAAAUCCAGAACAACAAAUUUAUUGUACUUUUAGAAAUCAUAGAUGGUACUCUAACCAAGAUAUGUUAGAAAAAUUACUAUAGCCUCUUUCUCAGGCUGAAGCUCAGCUGAUAAACCUCCCCAUCAAUUGUAGUUGUUAGGGCAACCAUUUUGGUCCAAGAGAGCUCUUCGAGACACGUCUGAGAAGUGGGAUAAAAAGGUUAACCUUAUUCGGAUUAAUUCCAACUUUUCAGUGAUCGCCAUUAAAGAAAUUACGAUGAAGGGUAAAUUAACUCAUAAAAUCUUUACUUUUGUUAUGAAAAUUGCAUGAAAAUUCUUUGAUUAGGAGACUCCUCCAAGAUAGUAGAAAGCAACUAAGCAGCCUGAUUUGUCCUCAUAAUUAAAAUAAUUAAGAUUAGUCAGGAACUUUUUAAAACAACAAAUGUUUAGAUAUCUAUUUAUAAGCUGCCAUGAAUAACCAAACUGUAAUUAUGAAGGAUACUCAGCCAUCUGAUAAUAAAGUAGCUGAACACAAGUCUAGGGUUAGUAUGAAGCCUCUCGUUGUAUAAAUUUAAUUUAGAGCCGCUCAUGAUGGGAUAUAACUGCAGGCUAAUGAACUCUGAUUUCUCAUCAACCCUAUGUGGAAAGAAAUUAUGUUCAUUAGAGCCAUUCGUCUAUGAUUAAAAAGUAAGUUAUCAUCACUAAUAUAGCGAGCUUAUCAACCUCCAAAGCUCUAGAGAUUUCUAAUUGGUCGCAUGUCCUUACUGUUGGCCUGGAGAUCUUGGCACUUGAUUCAAGAGGCUGAUAAAAAUAAGGUGGACCAAGGUAAGAUAAGGCUCGUCACCAAAAUGGAAAACCCGAAUCAUCCUCAAGCUUUAUAAUCCCUAAUUUUUGCGGCUUCAGGACGAGAGAAAGUAAAACUUUGUGUAUCUAAAGCCCAGGGGCAAACAGACAAAGCUUUGAUAAACUGAGGCCUGUAAUUUUGGUAGAGUUCACCAGGAUUAGUAUAUCAAUUGCCUCUUCAAUGGAAAUAUAGGUUGAGUAAAGAGGUUUAUACCUCACUCUAAAGCCGUGCUUAAAAAGAAAUUACUCAUCUAGUGAUCUUAUCUUUCCUUUGGUGGCGAAAUUGGAAUUUAUUGAAAGCAAGGGCUGCCCUUAAUAAACCUUAUUAAGUUCGAGUAGUAUUUUUAGUAAAAGUAAGUUGAAAUUUUGGCUGAUUUCUCGAACUAAUCAUCACUUUAAGAAUAUUUUCAAAGCUAGAGGUUGAUGUUCUGCCUAUUUUCAGGUGCCUUAAUUAUGAAAAGCUUCUUAACCUCAUUAUUAUCGACAUCAGGAGUAUUCCCGAUUGUAUUUCUAUUAUAACUGCAUUUUAGUGGUAUGAUAAGAGACUCCAACCAGCAAUUCUCUUGAUCUCUCUUAUCACGAACAGCCUCUGCUAGUAAUUAUCAAGUGAGUUGGGCCUAGUACUCACUGCUGCUAGAGAAUUCUUACCCUAUUAUCAAUUAACAGAUUUUCAGAAAGUAAAAAUCUUCUCAUAAUUCUGAGCUUUAUUUUCAGGCUUGAAGCGCUCCAAUUAGUUCUGAUUUCAGCUUUCUAGAGUACCAAAAUGACAGUGGCCCAAAUAUUGAUGCUUAAAAAUGUCUACCCAAAUUCAUUGCUCUUGUAAUAAAAUUAUGACAUUUUCUUGGCAGCUGAUUUUAAACUAUGCUGAUAGAUAGAAAAAACUUUCUGCACGACUCUCUGAUUUAGCCAUCUCUUGUGGUAACACUUAGUAGGUGAUUCAGGCAGAGGUUUCAAGGCCGUACUCUUCAGAGUGUUAAUGACCCCAAACACCUAAUAAUUUGAGCUUUUAGUGAAGCUAUUACUUCACCCAUCUCGUGAAGUAAGCACUGGAGUUUACUCAGAACAUAAGCUAGUCUUUAUCAAUUAGUUUAUUGAAUAAAGGAGUCAUAUUUGUUAGUCAUAAGAUAACUUAAUGGGACUUGAUUAAACUCGUUUUAGAGUUUUCACAUUUUAUAUAUUUCCGAGAUGCAAAGAACCUUCAAUCGUCUCCACAUGUAGCAACAAAGCAUAGAGUUCCAAGACAACUCAUAAAUUUUUUUUUUAUAGAUAUUGCAUUAAAGUGUUUUUUCAGAACUUUGGAUGGCUUUCAAAAAAUCUGUAAACUUACAUUGGAAUAGCCGAAAUUUGGAUGUGGAUAUGAGGCAGCUGAGAUUUUAAUCAAACCCUAACCAUCCGACCAAAGCAUUUAUGCUUAACGAUGUAAUCACUCUCCAAGGAUCAGGCGUUUAGAGCUUCAAUCGUUAGUUGCUGUUCAGGAUUGGGAUAAAUCCUCAAAAUAACUCGACAUUUUUGUGGUAAAGGUAAGUUAAGCCGCUAUUUUGUUGAGUAAGUUAACUUCAGAAUUUGCACUCAAUCUUCCUCAAAGUGUUCAAACUGAAGUUAAUAGAGUGACAGUAGUCUUGAAACUCAUGAUCUAGCAGCUUGGGAAGUUAUAACUUUCGUAUUAUGCCAUCCAGACUCCUUAGACUUAAAUUAGGACUGCUUUCUGGAUGCUUUCAGUUACCUCUGAAUUGGUACAGGUGAUUCAACUGAAAUUAGGAAUUAUCAGCUACACCACGAUCUCAUUAGAAUUGGAGAUGACCAUAUUCAGAAAAUCUUCUCCUGUUAUUUUUAAGCUUAUGAACUCUGAAACAACCAAAUGUCCAAAGUCUAGUGGUCUGAAACUCCUUGUUUCAAGGUGCUACUGAUCUGGUAUAAUUUCUUUAUGCUUCUGGUAACCCUGAGAAGGGGUUUCAACAUGUAUAUACAAUUAAGAGCAUCAACACAAGAGCUUUCCGGCAUUAUAUUUGUUCCGAAUCUUCACA